AUGUCCACAGCGACGGGCGAAUUCGCUUCUGGCGUCUGCGCACGUGCAGGUGACAGGUCGGGGCCUCCCCCUCCCCGCGCCGCGCCUGGAGGUGACCCCCGCCUGUCACCUACCUGUCACCUGCCUGUCACCUGCCUGUCAUCUGCUUGUCACCCGCCGGCACUCGACCAGUCACCCCUUAACGUGACACUCCAACCGACCUCCGCUGACACG
Molecule: messenger RNA, 213 nt
Organism: Iphiclides podalirius (scarce swallowtail)
Lineage: Eukaryota; Metazoa; Arthropoda; Insecta; Lepidoptera; Papilionidae
Source: the annotation of a GenBank genome assembly